AUGAGCACCGGCAAGUGGACGAGACUCAUUCGCUUUGUCGCUCAAGAUGGCCAAACCUAUUUUGGUCAGCCAACAUCUGUCGAUAGCAAAGGCUACCUCCCUUCUGGCAUCAAGGCUCGAGUAAUCACUGGAAACCCUCUUGGAAGUUACAAGAUUACGGAUCAGGUCGUGGAGGUUAAAACGCUGCUGGCUCCUCUGGAACGUGUACCCAUAUUCAUUUGCAUCGGCCUAAACUACCGCAAACACGCCGCCGAAGCAGGCAUGCCAACACCACCGCAUCCAAUUAUAUUCACCAAACCAUCUAUGGCUGCUGCUGGCCCUGACGAAGCUGUUCGUAUCCCGAAAGUCGCGCAAGACAAGUCGGCAGACUUUGAAGCUGAGCUUGGUGUUGUUAUUGGCAAGACUUGUCGAAAUGUUUCGGAGCAGGAUGCGUUGCAGUAUGUUGCUGGGUAUACAGUCUGUAACGAUAUCUCUGCUCGCAAGUGGCAGCGAUCGACGUCGCAGUGGACGUUUGGAAAAUCGUUCGACACAUUCGGCCCAUAUGGCCCUCAGAUCGUCUCAACAUCAGAAAUCGCGGACGCAGGCACACUCGACUUGAAACUGCGCCUAAACGGAAAAGAAUUACAAAACUCAAACACCUCAGACUUGAUAUUCAAUAUUCGCCAAAUCAUUGCUCAUUGCUCAAAAGGGACUACACUGGAGGCUGGAACUGUGAUUAUGACUGGUACUCCUGAGGGAGUUGGUAUGGCUAGGAAGCCACCAGUUUAUAUGAAGGAUGGUGAUAUUCUGGAAACCGAAAUCGAAAAAAUUGGGAUUCUUCGCAACAAGAUCCAGCAUGAAUAA
Synchytrium microbalum is the source of this 843-nucleotide messenger RNA. RefSeq lists its product as uncharacterized. NCBI's taxonomy places the organism in Eukaryota, Fungi, Chytridiomycota, Chytridiomycetes, Synchytriales, Synchytriaceae. The transcript is spliced from 8 exons. Bases 1 to 843 code for a protein of 280 amino acids. The record is from RefSeq and is a predicted model, not a curated record. Gene Ontology annotation, molecular function: catalytic activity.